Messenger RNA from Micropterus dolomieu (smallmouth bass), 5292 nucleotides. RefSeq names its product TBC1 domain family, member 2B (gene tbc1d2b). The record is from RefSeq and is a predicted model, not a curated record. The transcript has 13 exons. Lineage: Eukaryota; Metazoa; Chordata; Actinopteri; Centrarchiformes; Centrarchidae. The coding region runs from base 56 to 2977 and encodes 973 amino acids.
UGGAAACAGGAGUGGGCAUCCGCUGCGCCGCACGAAGAAGAAACUUAGAGGAAAGAUGCACGAAGUGGAGGAUGGCAGCGAAGCAAACUCCUGCACAGCUUCCCGCAUUUUGGCCUUCAAGUCUGUGGAUGUGGCCGAUGUCGAGGCCGCGAAGGAGCAGGCCUCCAAGCUGUGCGGGUACUUGAACAAACUGUCCGGCAAGGGGCCUCUCAGGGGGUACAAGCCGAGGUGGUUCGUGUAUGAUCCAAGGAAAUGUUAUUUGUAUUACUUUAAGACUCCCCAAGAUGCAUUGCCACUCGGGCACAUCGAAAUAGGCGAUGCGUGCUUCAACUACGAUGCGGAGGGGGAAGAGGGUCAGUUUGAGAUCCGCACGGAUGGGAAGGAGUUUCUCCUCAAGGCCCCAAGCAAGCAGGUGAUGCAUUACUGGCUCCAGCAGUUACAGCAGAAACGUUGGGAGUACAGCAACACACGAGGCUCUGGUCAGAGAGACAGCUGGAGCUCCCCAACCCUGGCCUACCCUCCCACCGGCCUCGUAGGCAAAGACAAUGACACGUUUGUCUUUGAGAAGCUAAGUGACAGCAUGGAGAAGGUCCGCAGCGACUUUGCCAUGGAGACAGAAACAGAUGGCGGGGGAAUGGUGGGGAUUCAGUCAGCCAGAGGGCCUGCUGCUGCGUCCACAAACCCCCUCAACUUCUCACUCAGAACCUUUGGUACAGAACUCAGGAACUCCAUGUCUUAUCUGCGGCCGGGGAGAGGAGGUGAGAGCAGACGCAGUGUGUUUUACACAAACAACAACAGCAGUGCAGAGGAGUGGGAGCUUGUGGAUGCUCCACCCAAGGACUUCCCUGAACAGAAACAUCCAGACACACACAGACAUUCCUUUGGGUCAGCGUUUACUUUCGACUUCGUGCGCAACUCAUCACGGCCAAAGAAGCCAUUGCUUCGAGACAUGAUGGGCUCUGGGAGGUCUGGGCGCAAUGCUGAGACACGCAGUACCGAGAGUGCUCCAGUGGAAUGUAACGACAGCAAACCUUUGGAGAUGCAGCUUCGCCUCCAGAGCCAACAGGAGGAGUUGAGCCGCAUGCAGCAGGAACAGGCUAAACUCAGAGAAGAGCUGUCGAGUCAGAAGGAGCUGGUGAGACUUUUGCAGCAGACUCUGAGAACCUCCCAGUGCGAUAGACUGCCAGUGUGCCGUCAAGCCGCGGCUCCAGAUUCAUCUGCAGCUUCAGAUCAGACUGAAGGUUCAGCAGUAACCCAGGGAGAGACAGCCCAGCUAGAGGCCCUGCUUCGGGAAAGAGAUGGACAGAUCCAGUCCUUGUGCGGCCACAUGGAGCGUCUCGCCUUGGAGAAAGAGAGCCUGCAACAAGAGCUGAAGGGCCUGAAAAUAAAGGUGGGGGAGAUAAAUGACCAGCUGGGGAUGCUGAUGGAGACCAUCCAGGCCAAGGAUGAAGUCAUAAUCAAGCUGUCACAGCAGAGUUCGGAGCAGAGCGGCAAUUCAAGUGAUGCCGGUUCACCACCUCUCAACAAAGAUCAGCAGGAACUGGACAUCCUCAAGGACAGUCUUCAAGGAUACAAAUCCCAGAAUAAGUUCCUGAACAAAGAGAUCCUGGAGCUGACGGUAUUACGCAGAAACGCAGAAAAUAGAGAAAAGGCUUUAGAAGCAAAGUACACAGCUCUGGAGGCCAAGUUGUGUCAGGUGGAGAGUAAGUAUCUGGUACUGCUUCAAGAAGUGAAAACCCCGGUGUGUUCAUCAGAGCAGAGCCCAGCCCGCGAGGUCAUUUCCAGGUUAUUGGAGGAUGCACUGCAGGCAGAGAGCCCUGACCAGCAGGGGCACCCCAUCUUUAAACCAAAUAGUGUCAGUGAGUAUGACGUGUUUGGCUUCAAGACGGUCCCUGAGGAGGAGGAAGAGGAGGAGAAGCUGGUUGCCAAGGUGAGAGCUCUGGAGCUGAAGUCCCUAUCCAUGACAGAUCAGGAGGUGUCCGUCGGUGUUAAGUGGGAGAACUAUCUGGCCAGCACCAUGAACAGAGACCUGGUGCGCUCCCCUGAGCUCAAAGCCCUGAUUCGCAGUGGUGUGCCCCAUGAGCACCGGUCAAAGGUGUGGCGCUGGUGUGUCUCCUUCCAUGUCAAGAAGUUUCGGGACCACUUGCCGCCCGACUAUUAUGAGACCUUACUAAAUGUGGCCCGGGAGAAGCCCAACCCAGCCUCGAAGCAGAUCGAGCUGGACUUGCUGCGUACUUUGCCCAACAACAAACACUAUGCUUCCCCAAGUGCAGGUGGCAUCCAGAAACUCAGGAACGUUCUGGUGGCUUUCUCCUGGAGGAAUCCAGAUAUCGGCUACUGCCAAGGGCUGAACAGGCUGGCAGCUAUUGCCUUGCUCUAUCUGGACGAAGAGGAUGCCUUCUGGACCCUUAUAGCCAUUGUGGAGGUCUUCAUGCCAAGAGACUAUUACACCAAGACUCUGCUUGGCUCACAGGUUGACCAGCGUGUGUUCAAGGACCUGAUGAGUGAGAAGCUGCCCCGGCUUCAUGCCCACUUUGAGCAGUACAAGGUAGACUUCUCCCUCAUCACCUUUAACUGGUUCCUGGUGGUGUUUGUGGACAGUGUGAUGAGCGACAUCCUCUUCAAGAUCUGGGAUGCCUUUCUGUAUGAAGGUCCCAAGAUCAUAUUUCGCUUCGCCCUUGCACUCUUCAAAUACAAAGAGGAGGAGUUUUUGAAGUUGCAGGAUUCCACAACCAUCUUUAAAUAUCUUAGAUACUUCACACGCACAAUCCUGGAUUCAAGGAAGCUGAUGAACAUUGCUUUUGUGGACAUGAACCCAUUUCCCAUGCGUCAAAUCCAGAACCGCCGCUCCUUCCACCUGGAGAAAGUCCGUCUAGAGCUGACCGAGCUGGAGGCGAUCAGACAGACCUUCCUCAGGGAAAGAGAGACAAGUCAGGACAGACGGAGCUUUGCCAGCGAUGAUGAGGAGGAUAACUGACCUUAAGCUUGUCACAUUUGCCGGCCUUAUGGCUGAACUGUGAAGACAAAGAGAACAUCUCUGCACACCUACCGACAUGUUGCAGAUGUAAAGGGAUUUUUCCUCAAGAAUUGUCAUAGUUGGUCUCCGAAUCAGGGCCGGACCAAUCAACUUUCUGUACACUUUUAGUAAAAUUGUAUCAAAGACCAAAAUAUUACAUGCCGAAUGGGCUUUCUAUCAGUAUUCCUGCCAUUUAUUUUUUGUAAAUGCCUUAUUUGUUGAAUGCUUGUGUGUUUAUGUGACAGCAAAAACAACGCGCUUUGUCCACGGUUCUUCAACCUUCAGUGCUAAACUACACUCAACGCAGUCCGAAUCAGUAUAUUUUAUUUUUUUUAGAACAUGGCUGAGAUCUUUUAAUAGUUGGCAAUUUUAUGUCUGUUGAAGGAAUGAAUGUAUUUCUUUUAUACUCUUGUUUUCAUCAGAAUUCAGAUUAAGUUUUGGUUUGCUUUCUCUGGCUUCACUUCCUUUCAGAAAUGUCUUAAAAAUGUUUACCAAAAUUUUUUCUAUAUUUUUCACAUUGCCACUCAUCAACACAUCUUUUGUGUUUGAUCUCUGUGUCUCUUGAUGCACUUGAAUCACUUACGCUGAAAUUCAAACUCUGCUGGAGCUUAAAAUUUAAGCCUUUGGAGCCUUCUGAUCACUAGGUCGUUCCAAAACCGUAUUCCAGCCUGUAGGGGUUCAAAAUGAAUACACACAACGAUUUACCAUUCAGAUCAAAUAGACACACCAAUUGAGCCCUGAUACUGUCAGUCACUUUUUAAAUUGUUAAGUUAUUUUAGCACCACUUUAUUACUCUUACCUUUUCCAAAACGUAUGUCUAAAAAGCUCAAACUGUUUUGUACCUAUGUUUGUAAACCAAAAGAAAAAAUUGCCACUGGAUUUGGUUAGGAGAGUGUUUGAAAUUGGCACUGACGUCAAACCCCAUGUCAGUGGAUCACAAAUUACCUCAUUAUCUGACUAUUUUAUUACAACUAUUAUAAAAUCUGUGUAUUAAGAUAUUUUGAUUUGCCUUAUAAAUACCCUGCCUAGGAGUGCUGCUCUUAAGUGUAAUAUUUUUGUUUUAGUAACAUCUGAAUUUUCCAAACAUUAGUUGGGAUUGUUAGGUGUUCAUUGGAUUCAGUUUCCCCCUGACCAAAACCUGUUUUGCAAGAUAAACGGUACAUGGAUAAUGCUGGUAUUCCUGUUCUGAGUCGUCUGAAAAUGCUGAUGUAUUUGCGUCCAUUGUCCUCAGUGUGGCAGCAUUUGUCUGCCCAGUGUUCAUGCUAGUUCCAUACAGUCUAUGGCUAGUUCACAUAUACCUUCCACACAGCAUGGUUUUAACGUUUAUUAUACUGAGAAGUCAGUGCGGGGACAUGAUUGUUGACGAAAUUGGAAAUGUGAUUUUUUGUGACAUGUCGCAAAAUAUUUCAAUCUUCCACAUCCAGGUACUUACAGAUGACUGUUUAAUCUUUAUAGAUUUCCACACAUCAACAAUAGCUUAGAAAGAAACCACGUUUAGAUUUGGUCGAUCAGUGUAAAACCGUUGUUUAAAUGGGAAUCUGGGAGUUUUUCACAUUUAGCCCCUUCUCUUGCGUUGCUGAUAAUAUUGUUUACAGUUUGUUAUAACUUUUAAUUUCCUUAACUUUAAGCUGUUUACAGAAAUGGCAUUGUUAAUUACAGAAUUGACUGCCUUUUCUUUGCUUGUCAGGCACGGUAGAAUAACGUUUGGUUGGUCCACCUGACCCGUGGUUGUUUUGAUGUUGGAAAUGUGAAUGGGAAAAAAAAUGAAACUGAAUUAUUUUUUCUUCAUGGGAGCAGGUCUCUCUAGAGAUCAAAAUUGUCAAGCUUGAUCGGUUGAAGAUAAAAAGUUUUCUUUGGUCCACUCAUUUUGUCAAAGGGCUCAUAUAGUAGUUUUUAGUGUUGACUUAUCAUAUUUCAAUACACAACUUCUGUUCUAUGGCUAUUUUGCAUAAAUAUUUUUUUUUUUUUUUGUCAGAUUAAUUUUCACAUUGAGUAAGCUACAGUUAAUGUUAUCGUCUUUUCUUUGUCUUUUUCUCUUUCCUUCUUUUGCUUUUUUCUAGCAAUGUAUUGCACAAGUCUAGGUAGAACAUGACUUCAGAAUAUUAUUGGGCACUUCACUGUAUUGUACGUAAAUCUCUAUGGUAUAUUGUUCAUUGUUAAUCUGUAUCAUUUAACGAUGAAAAAUGCAACGCUUUUAUGUUACAGAAGUACACGCCACUAUGUGUUUUUUUUUUUUCAGUUCAGUACAAAAAUUAAAUAAACCGUUGCUGACUGUU